AUGCACAAUAGGAGAAUGGCUUUUGGUCAAAAUGCAGAGGGCCAGAAUUCGGAGUACGAGGUUUUGGAAGAAAUUGGAAGGGGCUCCUUUGGGUGUGUUCGGAAGGUAAUGCACAUACCAACAAAUAAGCUUAUGGUAAGAAAGGAAAUAAAAUACGGCCAUAUGAAUUCGAAAGAGAGGCAGCAACUGAUUGCGGAAUGCUCAAUCUUGAGCCAAUUAAAGCACGAAAAUAUAGUUGAAUUCUACAACUGGGAUUCUAAUAAAGAUGUAUUGUAUCUUUAUAUGGAAUAUUGUAGCAGUGGGGAUUUGUCGCAAAUGAUCAGCUACUAUAAAAAAGAGAGGAAAUACAUUCCGGAAAAACUAAUUUGGAGCAUAAUGGCGCAAAUACUGACCGCAUUAUAUCGAUGCCAUUAUGGUACGGAUCUGAUACCUCUAGAAACCAUUUAUGAUAAAGCUAAGCCACCUAUCAAAGGCAAUAAUUUGGUAAUUCACAGAGACCUAAAGCCUGGAAAUAUCUUCUUGAGCACCAGGAAAUGGGAAGGUGAUGAAUAUUCACCCAAAAAGAUGGAUUACAAUAAAGUCCUUGUCAAAUUAGGAGAUUUUGGACUCGCAAAAUCCUUAGAAUCCAGUAUUGAAUUUGCUACUACUUACGUUGGCACACCGUAUUAUAUGUCUCCUGAAGUUUUGAUGGAUCAGCCCUAUUCUCCUUUGAGUGAUAUAUGGUCUUUUGGUUGUGUGAUAUAUGAGAUGUGCUCACUGCGUCCUCCAUUUCAGGCUAAAACAUACAUGGAAUUACAAAGACGAAUAAAGACAGCCAGGUUUGAAAGGAUUCCAGAUUACUACUCUCACGAAUUACAAAGUGUUAUCAAAUCCUGCAUAGAUAUCAAUCUCGGCACGCGACCUUCCGCCUACACUUUGUUACAAGAUAUACAACUUCGCAUCGCUAGAAAAUCUCUUCAACUGGAGAGAUUUGAAGACAAUCUAUUCGAUUAUGAGAGGGAACUAAUCAAUAUUGGUAAUAUCUUGGAACAGCAGGCAGGCGAAUACGAAAUGGAAAUGGCUAAUAUAAGAUCUCAGUAUCGAAAGGAAUUCGAAGCUGCAGUGGAACAGCGAGUAAGAGAAAUCAUGAGUGGUAAAAAGAUAAGUGGGGCACCAGAAUUGAUGAAUGGGAGGAAGCAGCUACACCGACCUGACUACCAUUGGCGCAUGCGUGAGCGUGAGCGCUGA
This is a messenger RNA of Lachancea fermentati, 1227 nucleotides long. The record is from the annotation of a GenBank genome assembly. NCBI's taxonomy places the organism in Eukaryota, Fungi, Ascomycota, Saccharomycetes, Saccharomycetales, Saccharomycetaceae.